AUGGGGAAGCGGAAGUCGACGCGCGGGAAGACGGCGCCGCGGAAGAAGGCGGAGAAGCUGGACACGUCCUUCUGCUGCCCCUUCUGCAACCACCCCAACAGCAUCGACUGCAAGAUCGACCUCAAGCACUUGGUCGCCGAGGCCUCGUGCAACACGUGCAGCGAGAGCUACUCCACCACGGCGCACGCCCUCACCGAGCCCGUCGACGUCUACGCCGAGUGGAUCGACGAGUGCGAGAAGGCCAACGCCGACCGCGACCGGGAUGAGGACAACGACGUCGUCCGGGAUGAGGUGGACAACGAGGAGUGCGCAUGA
Molecule: messenger RNA, 315 nt
Organism: Triticum dicoccoides
Lineage: Eukaryota; Viridiplantae; Streptophyta; Magnoliopsida; Poales; Poaceae
Product: transcription elongation factor 1 homolog
Exons: 1
Coding region: 1-315 (104 amino acids)
Biological process (GO): transcription elongation by RNA polymerase II
Cellular component (GO): transcription elongation factor complex
Molecular function (GO): RNA polymerase II complex binding
Source: RefSeq, a predicted model, not a curated record